AUGCCCCAACCCGGCAGCAGCCGGCGGCGGCCCGCGGCGACGCCCUUGCCCUACCGACGGCUCAUCAUUCCCUUACUGCUCUUCUUCGUCGAAGCUCUGGCCACGUCCGUCGUGCUGCCUUUAACGCCGUUCUUAGUCCGAGCGCACGUACAGCACGAUUACGCGGUAGGCUACUACUCCGGGUGCAUGAACGCGGCCUUCGUCGCGGGCCAAGCUAUCUCUUCAAUAAUCUGGGUCGCGUUAUCGGAGCGGUGCGGCCGGCGGAGCGUCCUGCUUUCAUGUCUACUGCUGACGAGCGGAUGCCUAGUCAUUUUUGGCGCCGCGCCCACGCUCCUCAUCGCCGUCAUAACACGCUUCGCGCAAGGCCUCGCAAGUGGCACCAGCGUCGUCGGGAAGGCCUACGUCGCCGAUGUAACAGACGCAACGAACGAGGACUCCGCCUUCGCAAUAGUCGGCGUCGUCUACGGCGCCGGUUCCGUGGUCGGGCCCCUGGUCGGAGGUUUUCUUGCAGCACCGCCGACCUUCGUCGAGCCCUGUGCCGCGGUGGCGGGUUUUUCUCUACUCAGCUUCAUUGCGGCCCUCAUACUCCUCGAGCCGAGCACGGCCUACGAUCCACUGGAUGACGCCGCGCAACCCGCCGCCAAGGCCGUCGUCGACGAGGAGGCCCCGUUCGCGAGUGGUAUCCGAGGCCUCGAUAUUACACUUGAGGACGAACCUCCGCGGACACUGAGGGAGGUCCUUUCGGACCGAAGGAGUCCCCUCGUGCCCUUGUUAUUCUCCUUCGUGCUUUGUGCUUUGUCUACGACGGCCUUUUCGGAGGUCAUUCCGCUGCUCGCGUUUGCACGCGAAGGCUUGGGUCUCGACGUGAUGAGAGUAGGAUUGAUCCAGAGCAUCGCUUCAUUAACAGCAUUGCUCGGUUCCCAUCGCAUCAAGCGGACUCCACCAGCAGCCUACGAAAUCGCGCUGCUGGUGUGUGCCCUCUUCGCGUACCCGCUACCGCCCCUGGUCGCCUCGUACGCGCCGCGCUGGUAUCUCCUCGUCAUCCCGAGCUCAAUCGCAGCCUUAGCCGCGGAGGUUAUGAUGGGGGCGCUCCACAAGAUGCUCUCGAAGGCGGCGCCCGGGGACGUCGCGGCGUCGGCGCUCGGCGCGGGCCGCGCGGUCGCCCUCGUGGGUUUUGUCGUGGGCCCCGUCGCGGGGGGAAGCCUCUUCGCGGCGAGUGCGGGGCCCUCGGGGCUGCCCCCCUUUCUGCGGCGGGGCCGCCUCGCGUUCGCGUCUUGCGCGGCGGUCGCUCUCCUGAACGCGCGGCUCGCGUCCGCGCUGCCGCCGUGGCCCGCGGCGCGGGGGCGGGCCUGGCGGCGGCCGCGUUAG
This is a messenger RNA of Pelagomonas calceolata, 1368 nucleotides long. NCBI's taxonomy places the organism in Eukaryota, Pelagophyceae, Pelagomonadales, Pelagomonadaceae. The record is from the annotation of a GenBank genome assembly.